Messenger RNA from Alternaria postmessia, 246 nucleotides. RefSeq lists its product as uncharacterized. The transcript is spliced from 2 exons. Bases 1 to 246 code for a protein of 81 amino acids. Lineage: Eukaryota; Fungi; Ascomycota; Dothideomycetes; Pleosporales; Pleosporaceae. The record is from RefSeq and is a predicted model, not a curated record.
AUGCCGGGGAAGCAUCUCUCCACCGCGAAUGACUACACCAAGAAAGGGUUUGAGCCUCCAGAUGCAUGGUCGGAGACUGAAGACGGGUUCUCACCGAAUCCGGAUGGUCUCUGGUGCGGCUUCUGCAAAUGUUCCUUCGAGACUACCACUGCGAGGAUGGACCACGUUGCGCAACACUUCAAGAAUGGCUUUCAGAUCAGUAAAUGGGUUUCGAGGCAGGAUUCUUCCAAAAUCAUGUUCGCAUGA